UUGAAUUCUUUAUUAUAAGAAUUGAAAUCAUCAACAUGUGAUAAACCUUUGACUUGACUUUAUAAAAAAUAAUUAAAGUUGCUUUCACAACACAGAAAUGUCUGCUUCCACAACAAAAAGCUUCUUCACUACACUUCUACAUUUACCAAACCCUUUAAAUACCCCAAAAAAAAACCUUUACACUUGCAAUUCAUUCUUCUCUCUUCAAUCUCAAGGAGUAAUUGCAACCAAUUUCCAUUGUAGCCAUGGCUGAUUCCAUUCUAGAACUUGCUGCUGAGGCAGCUUCAAGUACUCUGUUCAUCUUCUGCUUCUUCAAUUUGAUCAUACUCGUGAUUUUGUUCACCUCAAGACCAGUCACCUCCAGUUUUGAUCAACAAAAUGAUGAUAAUGAUAUGCCACUUUCAAUUGUCAUUCAUAGCAAAACAAACACAACAGAGCAAAAUUUAAUGCUUCAGAAUGAUCCCAUAGUUGGUGUGUGUGAAGUGAUAGAGAGCCAAAAUGAAACAGAAAGAUGCGUAAAUUUCAAUUGCAAUGCUGAUGUUGAACAGAGUGAUGAUGAUAACGAGGACGAUUAUGAAAAUGAAGAUGAAGAUGAAGAUUUCAGACAAAGAGUGGAAGAAUUUAUUGAAAAGGUCAACAGAGGGUGGAGAGAAGAAAGGCUAAGAACCUUUGGACGAGUCGAAUAGUUGGCCAGCUCGAACCGAUUGAUUUGAGUUCAUGGAAUUAUUGAUUGAACAUACUUCGUCGAAGCUAAACAGGAAUCUCCAUCAAUUUU
Molecule: messenger RNA, 775 nt
Organism: Cucumis melo (muskmelon)
Lineage: Eukaryota; Viridiplantae; Streptophyta; Magnoliopsida; Cucurbitales; Cucurbitaceae
Exons: 1
Coding region: 246-686 (146 amino acids)
Source: RefSeq, a predicted model, not a curated record